ACGCGUUUCACCUCCGAUGUCGGCUUUUUCAAGUGGUAUUCAGUUUGUUUUACUGUCCGGUUUAAAAAUGGUGUCUAUUCCCGCCUCUUCUCCUAUUCGCCAAUCACUUGUCCGAAACACGAGAAAGUCAGCUGUUCCAACUUGCGGCUAUGAUCGCUGUUACGUCACUUCCGGUUUGUACUGCCACAACGUCAUUUCCGGUUUUACC
Messenger RNA from Pelobates cultripes (western spadefoot toad), 208 nucleotides. The record is from the annotation of a GenBank genome assembly. Lineage: Eukaryota; Metazoa; Chordata; Amphibia; Anura; Pelobatidae.